Molecule: messenger RNA, 6441 nt
Organism: Ostreococcus lucimarinus CCE9901
Lineage: Eukaryota; Viridiplantae; Chlorophyta; Mamiellophyceae; Mamiellales; Bathycoccaceae
Exons: 1
Source: RefSeq, a predicted model, not a curated record
GUGGACGAUGAAGCGACGAACGUGGAUUUUGCGGGUGUGAAUUGCGAAGGAUUCGGUGGUGGGGCGUUGUCCAUCGAUGCGUACGCGUGGAGUCACUCGACGCCGACGGAUUCGAUGCUUCGCGUCGGCGUCGACGCGCCGCGCGCCGACGACGCGGAUCGCGGCGCGCGCGAGACGUACGCGAGCGUGUUGAUCGUGAAUGAUGCCGAUCGCGAGGUGAAUUUGAAUGGAGUUACGGUUCAGUUUGAAUUUUCGAAAUUGAUACGAUUGGAUGACGCCGCGAGCGAGUUUACGACGCUCGGCGAGUUUGAGUUUACGUGUUGGGGGUCGCAGAUCGUCGCUCCGAGCGGUGCGCGGCGAAUCGUCGACUGCGGCGAUUUAAGCAUCCAGAUGAAUGAUGUCGGCCCACGUGUGACGUUUGGCGCCAUCGCUUUAAACGCUGGCGAGUUCCUCGCCGGAGGAUACUCGAACUUUUUGUUUUCUUUUCGAGAUCGCGAAUCGCGCGUGCUUGACGCCGAAUCGGUGCGCGCGCUCGAUCCCACGUGCGAUCCCAGCGCGUUUACCACCGCAUCCUCAAUCGUAAGUGUCGCACCAACGUCAACGUUUGGCUGGAAUCCAAACGCUCAAAUCAUGCUGAGUGCGUGUCCGAGUCUUCUCGACGUCGUCUUCAGCACUCUCGAGUCUCAGAUUGAAGACGGCGUCGCUCGAAUUCGCGGCAUCGUCGGACAUCGCUCGUGCAGCACUCUUGACGCGUCAAAGGUGACGUUCGCGAUCGAUCUCGGCGGAGACUACGAGCAGUCUCAGUUGCAAGCCGCGUGCGAGGGGUUGCAAAUCGUCUAUCCGAUCUCAUCGGUACCCAUGAGCGACGCCGCGGCAACAUGCAAAGCCGUCGUUACCGAACGAGGCGUAGAACUCAGUUUUGGUGAUGAUUUAGUGCUGUGCCCGGGCUGCUUCAUCGUCGGUGGUCCAAACAACGUCGUUCUCGAUCUCUCGUACGCGGAUGGUCGUGGUUUCUCGAGCACAGAAAUUUCGCCGAAUGGUUUACGCGAACCGAUUUGCGCUGGAUUUCCGCGGGGCGACGGGCCGACUGACGCGGAGCUCGUCCGCCCGUGCGACGAGGAGGCAAACGCAGAGUACGAAGGAUCUACACUCACUACUGGUUUGUUCUUGGUUCCAUCUCCCGAAGCUUGCUGCUUAGCCUGUAGAGAAAAUCCAAACUGCAACGUGUGGACGUUCUGUACCGCCAACGACGGAUGCGGGCGAUCGGAGUUCGCUUAUUCGUACUCAUCCUGCGAACUCAAGUACGCCGCACCGGAAAUCAUUUCUCAAGACACCAUUCCUGGCAAACGUGGACCAAACGCGACUUAUAUCUCCGGUGCGCUGCGUGAUAAAGAAGUGGAGCCAGUGCCGUUUGAUACAUCAAACGAGCGCAAAGAAUGUCGAGCAGAGACAAACGCAAACUACGACGGAAUCCAGAUUUCAAUUGUUAACGCAGUCUCUUGGAGCGCGUGCUGCGACGCUUGCCUCGCUGAUCCAGCGUGUGCUGUGUGGAACUUUUGCGAUGACGUCAGCGGAUGCGAUGGCGAAUUCGCUUACCAGACGUGUGUGUUGAAACUUUUUCUCGUCGGCGGCGACCCUCAAAAACCACCAGCCAUCGCGCGAGGCGACGGCGUUCCUUGGGUCAGUGGCUCGCUCGUCGAUCGAAUUCCUGAACCCGUCCCGUCGAUUGAGGGGUGUCGAGUAGAAGAAAACGCCAAUUACAAGGGACAUCCGUUGAAUAGCGGCUCGGACUUGGUUGUCGAUAGCGAAACCGAAUGCUGCGCCGAGUGCAAAAAAAUGAAAAAGUGCAAUGCUUGGGUAUUCUGCGCGUCUAUCGAUGGCUGUGGCAACGAGUACUACGACUACAAGUUCGGCGAAUGCUGGCUGAAGAAGCUUUCGAAAGAAGAUGUGGAAACGAUUCCGGUGCCGGCUUGGGAACGCGGGGAAAACGUGACAUGGACAAGCGGCGUAGUCGGCGCUGAAGUCAUGAUGCCAUCACCACCACCAUCGCCUCCGAUCGUGCAACCUUCACCGUCUCCUCCUCCACCGGUGGAAGUUCCAUCACCAUCACCUCCCUCGCCGUCACCGCCGGUGGAAGUUCCAUCGCCAUCACCUCCGCCGCAACCGCCGGUGGAAGUUCCAUCGCCAUCACCUCCGCCGCAACCGCCGGUGGAAGUUCCAUCGCCAUCACCUCCGCCGCAACCGCCGGUGGAAGUUCCAUCGCCAUCACCUCCGCCGCAACCGCCGGUGGAAGUUCCAUCGCCAUCACCUCCGCCGCAACCGCCGGUGGAAGUUCCAUCGCCGCCACCUCCACCGCCGGUGGCGGUGCCAUCUCCAUCCCCUCCGAUUCUUCCUACUUGUCUCCGACUUCUUCAGGAUUUACAAGGUCGAUGUGGAUCAAUUUUUGGCAUCGAAAAUGACGAAGCUUUCGAUCCGUCAUGCUGCGACAUUGUUAGGGGAAUGAACGUCGAGCGUUGCUUUUGCGAUACAGCCAUCAUCGACGAACUCGGUGAUGCGAUUCGCACCGUUCAAAUCACUGCACCGACUCUCUGUGACUCUGGACUUGAGCUCGUUUCCGGCCUGUCUUGCUUUCCGAGUCCGCCUCCAAGUCCACCUCCGCCAUCGCCACCGCCGCCGAGUCCGCUUCCAUCGCCGCCGCCGCCGAGCCCGCCUUCUCCAUCGCCGCCGCCGCCGAGUCCUCUACCACCGAGCCCAUCACCACCACCCCCAUCGCCCCCAUCGCCGUCGCCGCCGAGUCCACCACCGCCGCCUCCAGUGCCGAGCCCCCCGCCACCAAGCCCCCCUCCACCAUCGCCGCCACCGUUGCCGCCUCCACCGCCACCGCCGAGUCCACCACCUCCAGUCGAUGAAUGCCCAACGCUACGUCUCGUCGGCGGACCAAAUGCAGUGCAAAAUGAAGUCUUGCUCAACUCGCUGUACGUUGACCCCGGGGCUGUUGCGACGGAUGAACUCGACGGUGACAUUUCAGACGCAAUCGAGGCAGACACAAGCGAAGUGGACACCAGUCGUGUCGGCACUUAUCGCGUGUAUUACCGAGUGCGUGACUCAGGUGGAUGCGAUGUCUCCGCAGAACGCCUUGUUCGUGUCAUAGCUCUCGUACCGACUUCGGAAUACUCGCAGCUCACAUCGUUGUGCGUGUCGAAUAUCCCACGUGUCGAAGAACUGUGCGUGGGAUUUGAAACUGCGACCAUCAGUGGUCCGAACCCUGCUUCGUUCCCGAGUUGUUGCGUUGCGCUGAGCGACUUGGAUGAAGCUGGAUGUUUCUGCGUUCCAGAGUUCAUUCAAAGUUUCGAAGGCAUCCGCCCGUCCGUAGGUGAACUUUCAGCAUUUACGCCUCUUGCGUGCGGUUUUAGAAUCAAAGUCGGUGACGUGUGCGAGGAUCAGCAGCUUUUGACGCAAUUCUUGAGCACUCCGACUGCGGUACCCGAGUUCGUCAUCCCCGACGAAAAGUGGGAGCGCAUUGUUGACGAUGGUGGCGCGUUGCGAGAUGACAUCUCCUGCGCCGAUACGAUUGACGUGACGCGGAAAUACUGCAGCGCGAUUCAGCAAAACGAUGUCGGAGUGAUACCACGCAUCUCUGAUUUUGCACCGUGCUGCGGCGCUGCAGCUCGAUUGCACAACGAAAGCUGUCUGUGCGAUGAUUUCACACUCAUCACCGACGAUAACGUCAUGUUCUUGCGAGAGAUUGUUGGGUUCACGCCGCUAGGAUGCGGGUUCAAUUUGACGGAAGCCUGCCCGGCGCUCUCCGAGGAAUUAGGGGUUCAAACCAUCGUCGUUGAACGGCCCGGAAAUGACACCGAUCCGACGAUUCCGAUCGGAACGGACACUCCACCCAUUACACGCCCGCUUGAAGGAUACGGUGUUGUCGUUGAAAACGGUCAAGUGAUUCCAAGCGACACGCCUGGACGCAGCGAGUGCGAUCCGGUCCGAGAACUGAAGAACUUUCUCGUCGUCGCCUCGCGGCCAAACUCGACCGAUUACGACGUUCUCGGCGCAAUCGGUUGUUGCGCGAAUAGCACAAUUCGUGUUCCUGAAGUCACGGUCGUGAUUGGCUAUCGACGUCGGGAAGGUAACAUGAAUGAAUUCGUUGAUGCUUUGAGCGUUCCAUCUGUGGAAUGCGCUGGACUCUCGCUCAUAUCCGCUCGCGGAGAAGUCCUAGAUGAUACGCUGUGCGAUCGCGCGACGAUUGAAGAAAGUAUCGCCGGUAUCAAAAUAACACUUGCAAACUUGACGAUUCCUCCGGAUGCCGCCAUCACGGGACGUGUUCAAGAUGGUAAACUGUUCACCGCAAAGCAUGAAUCAGAGGCGACACUCGACGCACUCGCGCCAACGAUUCGAGCGCUUCAAUGCGAUGUCGGAGGUAGUUGGACAGACGUAUUCGAGAGUCCUCCUAACGAUUCACGACGCAAAUUGCUACAGUUCUUUGGUGGCAUUCCCUUCUUUCCAGAUCAAGACCAGUUUGGCGACGCAAAUCGCACAGACAUCACACCAUCGAUCGCGCCGUUACGACCGCUCGCUGGCUUCAAUUUGACGCAAUACGCACGUCCAUCUUUUCGCGACGGUUUCGACGGCGAAACCUCAGAUGGAGGACGCCCCGUGGAUUGUCUCGAUGUCCUUCCACGCGUUCAAGCCUCGCUGUCGUGGUUUGGUGAACGCGUCGACGUCGGUGGCGACUUCCGAGUCGCGCCAUUCAACCGCUAUGAUUUCCGCGGCUCGAUUGGAGUAAACAACGACGGUGGUGCGAUUCGGUUGAUUGAUGUCAACAUCCCAAUCGUGCUGAGUUCGUGGGUAAAUGACAUCAACGGUACGUGGAGAGAAGUUCAAAAUCCUUUCGACGAGUACGCCAUUGAGUGUUUGAUGAUAACCGUCGUGAACGGCGAAUCUCGCACUCCGAGCCUCGAACCUUGUGCAGGGCUUCAAUUCCGCAUGGCAUCGUACGCACCCGACGGCGUCUUCAACGAGGCGAGUGGACGACCACUGCCGAAAGUUACUUUGCUCGAAGUCUCCCUGUCGAACGUCACGCUGUGUGCUGGAUGCAAACUCCAGGGCGACAAUGAGACCUUGUUUCGCGUUGUAUCGCUUUCGGGCGCGCGUUUUGAUUACGUUGGGCCAUCGGUUGGAAACCCCACUUGUCGAAGAGACAUACAAGGACAACUCGUUGAGCCAAUUGCGAUGCUUCCGACUUCACCUCCGAUGACGCCAACACCGGUAAACGGUCUCGUGUGCAACGGCGAAAAAGGAUUGAACCUCAAAGGCAUACUUCUUCGCGAUGGCUCAAAAUUCAUCGUCGAUACCGAAGAGGCGUGUUGCCAAGCAUGCUUUCGAACGCGCGACUGUGAUACGUGGGUUUACUGUACCGGCGAUUGCAAAGACUUUGCAUAUCACUCGUGUUGGUUGAAACGGGCGAUUGGCGGUGGAUACACCGCGGAGCGUGGACCUACGGAAAUUGCCGCAUGGGAUCGAGGUCCGGACGUUCCUUGGACGAGCGGAUGGUUUCCUACGCAAAGGUCUCCACCAUCGCCAUCACCACCACCAACGCCUUCACCAACGCCUUCACCAACGCCUUCGCCAACGCCUUCACCAACGCCUUCGCCAACGCCUUCGCCAACGCCUACGCCAACGCCUUCGCCAACGCCUACGCCAACGCCUACGCCUACGCCUCCGACAGAAUCAUCGCCCACGCCUCCAGCUCCGGAUUCCGCGACUUACUUCACUCUUCAGCCUGGUGUCCCUGUGCAGAUCCCAGCGUCGACGAUUACGGUAAUACCGGGCGCACAGUUGCCUCCUGGUGCACCGCCAUCCACACCGACUCCGGCGCCGAUUCCGGUCGAUGGACUUUCGAGAACGUGCUCACCCGACGACGCAACGAUUUGUCCGACGGAGUCCGCGCCAGAGCGUUUACGCGAGACGGACGCACGCUUGAGUCUCCAGCUCUUACGCGGCGAAGGUGGUUCUCAAGCUGUCGUUACAGGAACAGCGAUCAAUUUUGGACGCGUGAGCGAUCAAAUCUGCCUGAAUGGUGUCGCCGUGAUGCUUCCAUUUGAGAGAAUCGUCGUUGCUGCGAACGAAGCUCCGAUUGUCGCGCCUCCAGAAGACUUCAUCGUCGAUUGCAUCUUCGUCGGCGUGCGAUCUCGCGAUGGACCACCAUCAAGCGAUGACAAUGGCUGUGGCGUCUACGUCGAAGCUAAAGUUGUCGAGGCCGGCGUCGAGCUCACGUUCCGCGAUAUCUCUCUCUGUGCCGAGUGCUGGAUUGUCGGCGGUCCAUCGAGCGCCCUCUUCACCGUUCGUCACAUCGACGGUUUGGCGUUACAGCUCCCUGAGCAGAACGUCACCAUCGCUAACAUCUUCACCGAAGACGCCGCGUUCUGUGCAACGUCGUGA